AUGCUCCUUACUUGCCCCCUCCCAACCGCGCUUGUGGCAUCCCCCCACCCUCACUGUCUCCCGAUACCCCCUCCCCCCACUCUUCCCCACCUCAGCCACGGCAGCAGCAGCAGCGCGGAGGAGAGGAGUCGUGGCAGCGAUAAGCAAGGACAGGCGGGGGGCGCUGGUGCGCGCAAAGCGGAUGCUGCUCAUUUGCCCCCUCCCAACCCCGCUUGUACCCCCACCCUACACCCCUCCCCCUUCUGUCGCCAGCCACGGCGGCAGCAGCAGCACGAAGGCGGGGCGUGGGAGGGGGAGGACGAAGAGGAGGAGGAGAGGAGGCGGGUGGGGGAGGAGGGGCGAGUGGAGGAGGCGGUUAAGAGGCUCAAGGGCACGUUUGAAGGCACCGCCAGAGCGGGCGGGUCGGCCGUGCAGCAGGAGAGGGUGGUGGCGCUCAAGGCGCUGCGCCAGCUGCUCUCAGCCAAUCACAGCCCGCCACUUGGCGCUGCCGUGCGCUGUGGCGCCGUCCCCCUGCUGGCGCAGUGCCUGGCCGCCGUGCCCCUGCUGGCGCAGUGCCUGGCGUUUGGAGCCCCCGAGGAGCAGCUCCUGGAGGCAGCGUGGUGUGUGACCAACAUCGCAUCGGGCGAGGCGGAGGAGACUCGUGCCGUGCUGCCCUGCGCUGCUCUGCUCAUCGCCCACUGCACUGACUCCCCCUCGCCAGCAAUAGCGGAGCAGUGUGUGUGGGCGGUGGGCAACAUAGCAGCAGAGGCGGACGACCUGAGAGCACAGCUGCUGGACCAGGGCGCGCUGCCCGCCCUCACCCGCCUGCUGCUCGCUGCUGCCAGCGCCACAGCCGGUGGUGCCUCUGGAGGCAACACAGGGGGGCGAUGGUUAACGGCACAGGCACCCUCUGCCAUGGCAUCGCUGGCAAAGACAGUGGCGUGGGCCCUGUCAUCUCUCAUCAAGGUGUGUGGGAUGGUGGUCGCACCUGUACCUACCUCUCUCGCACAGGUGCUGGAGCAAGGCGCUCUCCCCGCCCUCACCCGCCUGCUGCUCGCCGCUGCUUCUGGAGGCAACACGGGGGCCCGCUGGUUAACGGCACAGGCGCCAGCAGCCAUGGCAUCGCUGGCAAAGACAGUGGCGUGGGCUGUCCUCUCUUAUCAAGGUGCGUGGGCUGUUGGCCCCCGUGCAGCCGUUGAUCUAGUGAAAUCCGACGGUGUGGAUGCAGCGAUUGUGGCCCUUCUAUCCUCAGGCAACACAGAAGCAGCAGUGGAGGCAGCAUGGGUGGCGGCCUACGUGACAGCACUUUCAGACGCGAGCACAGAGAGGCUCGUCACUGCUGGGCUGGUAGAGGCGCUCGUGCCUCUGCUCUCUUCUACCACUGAUGUCGCCCUACUCACGCCCGUGGUGCGGGCCAUAGGCAACCUGACAGCAGGAGAUUCCAGCAGAACCACUCGCCUGCUGACAGCUGGCACGCCCUUCCAAGCCCAGCCCAUCCCUGCCCCGGCCCCUUCGGCCGUGGUGGCAGCAGCAGCGGCAGGGCCGGGGCUGUUGGGACUGGCUGGGUGCCUGGAGAACAAGCACCAUGGGCUGAAGAAGGAGACGGCAUGGGCGGUAUCCAACGUGACAGCUGGCGACAGCUGGCACAAGGCGGCUGUGAUUGGUGGAGACGCAGGGGCGAUGGGAGGAGCGGGCAGGGCAUCGCGGCUAUACGAGCUGCUCGUGCACUUGCUCCGCACGGCUACGUUUGACAUUAAGAGAGAAGUUGCCUUCGCUCUCGCGAAUCUCUGUGUGGAUCCUGCGGAGCAAGAACCAAUGGGGGAGCGCCACGUGGCGGUCCAGCAGUCGCGCGUGGCAGCGCUAGUGGACGCGGGGUGCCUACCGCUCUUCCUCUCUCUCAUCCGCUCCGCUGAUGCCGAUGCUGUUCGGCUUGGCUUGCAGUUCACUGAAGUGGUUCUGCGCGUACUACCAGACAAAAGAGGGCCCCCGCUUGUGGAGGAGGCGGAUGGUAUUGAUGCGAUAGAAGCAGCCCAAUUUGUAGGCAAUGAGGAGCUACACUCCAUGUCGAGCUAUCUACCACCACCUGCGACGAGGCGCGAGAUGCUUUCCGCAACCAACGGGUUCGAGCUUUGUGUUCUGGUUCGGCUCAAUGAGGAGCUUGCGGGGCCAAUUUUCCGACGUGCACAUGCGGUUCGGCAGGUGUGGGGCUUGAAGGACACACGUGAUUCGACGCGAAUUGGCCGUGCGGGGCUUGUGAGGUUCAUUGGAUGUCAUGCGCGCCCUCGUCCUCUUCCCACAAUAAUGGAGCAGUCGCCAGAGGAUCCUUACGCUCCUCGAGGCGUCGCGAAACUCUCAAAGUCCAAGUCCUACGACCGAUGGCUCCUCGAUCCGCAGAAGCCAUCAAAGGGGCUUCAGCAACCGCAACUCAAUCGCACGGGCCAGUGGGCAGCAAUCGCCGUCACUUCCCUGCUCUUCUCUCUCAUCCUUCUCAAUCCGACGGUUCUUGACGACGCUCUCUCACUCAUGAUGAAGCCAAUCAACCCCAGCCACGUGAACGUCUUUAUGCGCGGGCUGGCGACGCUUCAAUGGUGGGAGGACCAAUAUCCCCCUCCGCUAUCGCCGCCGGAAAACGCGGAGCCCAAGGAGCAACAACGAGGACACAUUCUAUGGAAGACGUUCAGAAUAACGCGCGUUGCGGCUUUCAACGUCGACAGAAGAAUCCUCAAGCAGACCAAGCAGGCGGGCUUUCAGCUCGUCCCGCUCGCCGCGCCGCCGCCUCAUGAAGACCUAACGUGGGAUGACAUCUACGCGGACCGGUUCGACGAAGACUCAAACGCGCAGUGUCCGAAGCUGCCGCUGCCCGAAUGGUCGCAGGAUCUUCGCACGGUCGACGCGUUGAUCGCACACAUGCCGUGCCAACCCGUCAACGGGUCGUUCGCGAGGGACGUGAGAUGGCACCAGCUGGUGCUUGCUGUCGCCGAAUACGUCAAGCAGUCCGCGCGCCCUUGGAUGCCCGUGGUCGUUCUCUCCGACUGCCGACCGCCGCCCAACCUCUUCCACUGCAACCGGCUGGUGCACCGCGACGGGCCCGUCUGGCUGUUUAACUUGACGGUCGCCGACAUGCGACGCCGGCUGCAGCCCGUCGGGAACUGCGCGCUCGCCACCCCGGAACCCCAGCUGCUGCCAGAUCAGCAGCCGGCCGCUGCGCGCCGAGUCGCGUAUGCUACGGUGUUGCACAGCAAGGAGGACUACGUGUGCGGAGCGAUCGCGCUGGCGAACAGCCUCCGGCGGAGCGGAACUCGCGCGGAGCUGGUGGCGUUGGUUUCUGCGGAAAUCGGGAACUUCAGCCGCAGAGGCUUAGAGGCGGCGGGGUGGCGGCUGAUCGAUAUUGAGAGGAUUCGCAAUCCAUUCGGACGCCCGGGCACCUACAACCAAUGGAACUACAGCAAGCUCCGAUUGUGGCAGCUGACGGAGUACGCGAAGGUGGUGUUCGUGGACGCGGAUAUCCUCGUUUUAAGGAACAUGGACCACCUGUUCGAGUACCCCGAGCUGUCGGCGCGCAGCAACAGCCGGCGCAUCUUUAACUCGGGUGUAAUGGUGAUCGAGCCGUCGCAGUGUACAUUCGAGCUAAUGAUGGAAAACAUCGAACUGAUUCAGUCGUACAACGGCGGAGAUCAGGGUUUCGUGAACGACGUGUUUUACUGGUGGCACCGCCUGCCCAAGUCAAUCAACACGCUCAAAUACAUCAACGCGGACGACGGCCCCAAGCGCGAUAUCGAAACCGAAACCCUGAAUUCGCUCCUCGCGUCCGAUCCGCCCUCCAUUCACGCGCUGCAUUUCCUUGGCAAAAAGCCCUGGCGGUGCUACCGCGACUUCGACUGUAACAUUCUCAUGCACACGCACCGGCGGUUUGUGCAUCACCGCGCGCAUAAGCUGUGGUUCACGCUGCACGAUUCGAUGCCCGAGGAGCUACAGGAGCACUGUCUUCCCAAGAAUAACGACAAGGCUGGUAUCGAGUACAGGAUGGAGCUGCUCAUGGAGGAGAAUCAGCCGCCUGAGCUGUGGAAUUUCACACUUACGGAUCCGAGGAGGGAGAUGUGCGCUCCGCAGCAGACUCAUUGCCAAUGGCGGAAGAACCUGAAGGGGUUUCGGAAGAAUAAGAAGCGGGAUAUGGAGAAGGAUAGGGAGUGGCAGGAGAAGUUGAGAGAGGAGAAGAUGAGGGAGGAGCAGAGGGAUUAG
Molecule: messenger RNA, 4218 nt
Organism: Closterium sp. Yama58-4
Lineage: Eukaryota; Viridiplantae; Streptophyta; Zygnematophyceae; Desmidiales; Closteriaceae
Source: the annotation of a GenBank genome assembly